ACGACCUAUAAGUGGUGCCUUAUCUAUUUGUCACGUUAUAUUAUUAUAUUAUAUAGAUACUCUACUAGUUUAGUUACUGGGCCACAAUGAAACAAAUUAUUGUUUGUAUAUUUGGAAUUUUUAUAAGUUUUUCAAAUGCAGAUUAUGGACAUUCAGGUUGCGGUGGAGCAGGUGUAUUAACCCGUCAGACUGGAACAUUUACCACCCAACAUUAUAAUGGACAUAGCCAAUAUAGACCAAACUCUCAAUGUACGUGGAAGAUACAUGCUUCAGCAGGAAAAGUGGUCAGACUCAGUGCCACAGCAUUCCACAUAGAAGAUGACGUGAAUUGUGACUACGAUUUUGUUGCUGUUUACGACGGGUCUAGUAAAAGUUCCAAAUUAAUAGGAAAGUUCUGCGGCCGGGAUGAAGUAGAGCUGGUGUCAUCAGGAAGGUAUCUGUUUGUGGAAUUCGUAUCAGACGACAGUACACAGUUCAACGGGUUCAGAAUGAGAUACAAUUUCCAACAAGCUUCCGCUGGUUGCGGCAAACAUCUUUAUAAAUGCGACACUCAGUUGUGUAUAGCCCGAGACUUCCUGUGUGAUUCUGAAGAUGACUGUGGCGACACCUCGGACGAGCGACCAAAGAUGUGCCAAUCACAGAAGUCUUCUUCCUGUUUGACUGUUGAAUUUUUGUGUGGAGAUGGAGGAUGCGUUAACAAAACCUGGGUGUGUGAUGGAACGGAUGACUGUGUAGACGGAACAGACGAACUUCAUUGUAAAUCUCAACAUGGAACAUCUGGUUGUGGAAAUCCAGGAUGGCAGAACGGAACAUCUGGGACAUUCACAAGCGCAAAUUAUACAGGCAGCAAUUUAACUGAAUAUAAUAACGACACAGAUUGUCACUGGGAUAUAAAUGUUCCACAAGACAAGUAUAUAUUAAUUACCUUUUCUGGAGACUUCGACAUAGAGGAUGGUUUUGGUGCAUGUGAAUAUGACAGGCUUACAAUAUAUAACGGAAAGACUCACGAAUUUAUAGGCGAAUAUUGUGGAAACAAACGACCAGAACCGAUAUUUGUAAAUAGCAACCAUGCAAUAGUUAAAUUUUCAACAGAUGAAGCAGAAAGUUAUGAAGGUUUCCGACUGAAUUGGGAAGCCAUUGAUCCUGGAAGCGCACCAGCAAGGAUGAACCAUUCUUCAGGUCUCUCAAAGUGUGACAGAUGGAUCAAUUAUUCUGGGAAAGGAAUAAUAGCAUCUCCUGCAGACAAAGAUGGUCAAUAUCCAGAUAGCACUAGAUGUGUAUGGCGAAUAUUUGGUCCAGUAGGAACGGUUUUUAAGAUUCAUUUCAACACGUUUAGUACCGAAUUGAGCCACGAGUGUAAAUAUGAUGGCGUUCAGAUAUACGACGGUCCUAGUGCAGGUGAUAAUGAAGUGGCAACUGUUUGCGGAACUAAACAUCCUCAUGACGAAUACAGUAAAUCAAAUGAGGUUAUGAUAGUAUUCUAUUCGGAUAGAGUAUUGCAUAAUAAAGGCGUGCUGGCUACAUAUGAAACAGUGAAUGCAAGACCUAAAACUGAAGCCGAUUUACCAGCCUGCACUGAUGUGACACCGACGCUAUUAACUAAGACUACAGGAGUAAUACUGUCUGAUCAUUACGAUGGAGCAACGGAAUAUCCUUCAGACCUAAACUGUAGAUGGCACAUACAUGCACCUAGAGGGAAAGUCAUUACACUGUAUUUUGAUAAGUUUGAUUUGGAAGAUAACACUAAUUGCUUAGUUGAUUACUUUUCUGCUUACGAUGGGAAAAAUGUUCACGGAAAUUUACUGACAAAAGUAUGUGGAAUGAUAUACCCCGAGUCCGUCACAAGUAAAGAUCGAGAUAUGUUCAUCAGAUUUGUCUCUGACGGAGUGGUCGGUGGAUUUGGAUUCAAACUUCAUUAUAUUAUUCACGACCAUGUUAGAGAAUGCACGCCGUCACAAUUCCGUUGUGGAAACAUUAAGUGUAUCGAGUACACCUUAGUAUGUAAUGGGAAAGACGAUUGUGGAGAUAGGACGGAUGAACAAGUUUGUCCAAAUAGUAACACUUGUGGCACACCAACAUUCAAGCCUGCAGAAACGAAUUCAAGAGUAGUUGGUGGUCGAGAAGCAAUACCUAAUAGCUGGCCUUGGCAAGUAUCACUUCGUUACAAUGGAGGUCACACGUGUGGUGGUUCAGUUAUUCAUCCACAGUGGAUCUUAACUGCUUCUCACUGCUUUGAAACAGACAGGUUCGAAGAUUUAUGGACAGUAUAUGCAGGAAAACAUCAUGAAAACAAAACGGAUCCUCAUGAACAAGUUCGGAAUAUAUCUAAAAUAUUGAUACAUGACCAAUAUGACAUGGAUGAAAUUGAUACUGAUGUCACUCUUCUUAAACUUGAUGCGCCUCUACAAUUCAAUGACUAUAUAAAACCAGUUUGUUUACCACAACACGACGCUCCCGAUGGUCAAAUGUGUAUAGUAACAGGAUGGGGUGAAGUUCAAGAAACAUGUUGUGAAGGUUUACUAAAACAGGCAACUUUACCAGUAUAUAACCACCAAAAAUGUAACGAAUCUAAUGACGGGGAAGUUACAGAUAAUAUGAUAUGUGCUGGAUUUGAGCAAGGUGGUCAUGAUUCAUGUCAAGGUGAUAGUGGAGGCCCGUUUGUUUGUAAGACAUCAAAUCAGUGGUACCAGCAAGGAGUUGUUUCGUGGGGUAAUGGUUGUGCAAAGGCACAUAAACCUGGAACUUAUUCAAAUGUUAUGAACUUUGUCAAGUGGAUUCAACAGAAAAUUGCAGCGCAUACACCAUAGUAUCUCUUCAUUGUAAAUACAAAUAAUAAAGUGUCUACAAGCUGACACAUUAAAAUAGGAA
Messenger RNA from Mytilus trossulus (common blue mussel), 2868 nucleotides. RefSeq names its product suppressor of tumorigenicity 14 protein homolog. Lineage: Eukaryota; Metazoa; Mollusca; Bivalvia; Mytilida; Mytilidae. Gene Ontology annotation, molecular function: protein binding; serine-type endopeptidase activity. The coding region runs from base 87 to 2807 and encodes 906 amino acids. The transcript is spliced from 17 exons. Gene Ontology annotation, biological process: acrosome reaction; proteolysis. The record is from RefSeq and is a predicted model, not a curated record.